AUGGCCCGGGAGCUGUCACUACUCGAGGGAGGUGCCGUCUGCUUCCCAGCCGGGUAUCAAUCGCGUUCUCCAAGAAGGCCAGAGGCACAUGCGACCCUCGAAACUCGACUGCGGCACCUGGAGCUCACAGUACAACGUUUAACUAACUCUGUCGACCACGCUUUGCAAGUUAUUCUUUCGGCACCUCCGAGAUCGACUAACGAUCAAAGGCCAACUGAACCAAGUCACUCAGUGGCAGCUGCAACAAACGAUUCUAAUUCCGACCUAUACAUAGGGCCCUCACAUUCCUUUACUUUCUUACGAGAGACACCAGCUAACAUCGAUGCGAUCCCUCGACCAUCAUGUGAUGAGACUCGUCAGAGCGCCCACUCAGAGCUUCAAUAUCUCUCUAAUAGCCUGGGCUCAGCACAAGUAGAUCAAGGUGUCACGGAAGACCCUCUGCACUUUUACAUUCCCUCGCGGCCGGUGGGAUACCACUUGAUAAGCAAAUUUUGGGAGAUUGCUGAGGUCGGCGAACCAUUCUUUUCUGCUCCAACUGAGGAGAUGGUCCGGCAGAUCGUUUUCGAGCCGCACAACGUUCGGGAAAAGGCAUGGGUUGUCUACUUCAACUACGUAUUACUGUCCGAUAUAUCAGCUCGGGAUGACGAUAGUGACGAGACAAGAAAGCUGCGGCGUAAUGUACAGCUGGCGCUUAAUGACAGUCGUAUUUUCCUUGAACCACGUGAAGCUAAUGUACAGGCGCUGACUAUCUUGGCCGCACAUGGUGAGGACUAUGCUGCGCCCAACCUGUCGUGGAUGCUACUGGGACACGCCUGCCGGCAGGCCGAGGCUCUAGGAUUGCACGCAUUGGGUCACCGUUCUGCUGAGUGGAGACAAAAGCAACUUUGCCUUUUUUGGCUUCUUUUUGUCAUGGAUAAAUCGUGUUCUCUUGCAUUUGGUCGCCCUGCGUUUCUUCCGACAGCCGUGUAUCAGGAUGUACCGUUGCCAGAUGACAAUAUUCUGCUCAGGUUCCACGUUCGUGAUAGCGAGGAAAAUGCACAAAAGGCUUCCAUGUUCGGUGCCCAGCUUCUCAAGAGCUCGAUGGAACUUUCGAAAUUAAUAGGACUUGUCUUGGACGUCCUAGCGACAGAUGUUUCUUCACCUGCAAAGAGGGAGAUUCGGUGUAAACUGGAUGAAUGGUAUCAACACACAAACCAGGUUCUUACAGAAACUAUGAACGCUGAACGUGUCUCAGCAAAUGCAAAUCACCGCAAGGAGAUGGCUUUGGGGAUUAACAGCAUCAAGUUUCACUACCUGCACAUUCUUGUCAUCCUGCUAAAGGGGAAUGAAUCAGACUCGACUCUGCGACUGUCAUCUGCCCGGGAUGCUAUCUCUCUCUUGAGUUCCAUAGUGUCAAAUUGGAGUUCGAUAUACAAUGGAGUGGUUUGGCAGCUCCUGUAUUAUCCUUUCACACCUUUCUUUGUAAUAUUUGAAAAUAUCGUUCAUCACACUUGCUGGACACCGGCAGUUGAACAGGACCUGCAGCUGCUAUCUACGACUGUAACCUAUUACGCGGAAAUGCGAUCCCAGAUGCGUCUACUGGCGACUAUUUGCGCCAGAUUACAGCGCGUCGCCGCCGUUUUCCUUCAGCUGGCACAAACUCACGUCCGCCAGAACGCGUCCGCCCCAACAGCGGACUACAUGGCAACAUCCACAGAAGGCCACAGCAUAUCACCAUCAGGGGAAUGCAAUAUGUCUGGCUACAGUGACCGAACAAUGAACGAGUUUGCCUCCAGGCACGCUGAGGGUAGCGAGACUCAGCCAAAAGUCGACAUGAGGGAGCCGGACAUCGCUAGUUACCUGGAAUGGCUUCCUGCUGAUCUGACUCUCACAUGGCCUAUGGCUGAUUUUGGUCGUCAGAACCUGGCCAGUCUUCACUCUGGUGUCAGUGACAGAGACACUUCCCGUAAUCCGCCCCGGAAGGCAUUUGACAGUAUGUUUGAUUGGUUCUCGUGGGACACCUAUUACGCAGGCGUGGAGGAGUGA
Aspergillus bombycis is the source of this 2025-nucleotide messenger RNA. RefSeq names its product fungal specific transcription factor domain-containing protein. The coding region runs from base 1 to 2025 and encodes 674 amino acids. The record is from RefSeq and is a predicted model, not a curated record. Gene Ontology annotation, biological process: DNA-templated transcription. Gene Ontology annotation, molecular function: zinc ion binding; DNA binding. NCBI's taxonomy places the organism in Eukaryota, Fungi, Ascomycota, Eurotiomycetes, Eurotiales, Aspergillaceae. The transcript has 5 exons.